CUGCGGUUGUCAUCGUGUCUUGGGAUGCUCUUGUGCAUCCCGGGGGAGGGUGUAUACCCUCGAGUACCUUUUCGGCUUGGCCGGCGGAGGGCCUCGUGCCCCUGACGGGUGUUCUCGGCGCGCCCCUUGGCCCCCCCGGGCCACGCGCGUGCCCCGGGCCAUGCGCUGCGGCCCGUCUUCUCUCGGACGCCCCCCUUCCUGGAGGCCCCCUCCCCCCCGCCCGUGGCCGUGCUGGCUCCGGCUCCUCUCGGGCCCGCCGCGCGGCCGCAUGGGCCUGCCGCGGGCCCUCGCCGACGCCCGCGUCCCCGCGGUGGCGGCGCUCCUGUCGUGCGCCGUCCUCGCCCACUGCCUCCGGGCGGCCGGCCUCGGUGGAAGGGGCCGCCCGCAGCCAGCGGCCUGGGGCCUCGCCGGGCGCAGGCCUUCGUGGGCGAAGCCGGUGGCGGUCUUCGUGCAGGUGGGCAACCCGUCGGUGUGGCCUCCCCUGCAGGAGUGCUUGACGAAUGUGCUGAUCGCGGCGGGCUCGGCCGCUCCUCCUCGCCGAGUGGACGUCUAUGUGGGCAGACCCGGUAGGGUGCCUGGCCAGAGGCAGGAGGCCAUCCAAAGAUGGUUGACGACGCCGCCAGUUGGGUGCAAAACUGGUCGGGGGCCCAGCUUCAUAUGAAUCUGUCGCUGGCGAACAAGGGCGCCGACACGGGCAUCUUUUUCCAGCAGGUGUUGGCUUUGAGCGACCCUUCGAGAUACGACAUGCUGCUGAAGCUGCACACGAAGUCCGACGCGCGCUGGCGUUGCACCAUGCUGAUGUCGCUCUGUGGGAGUUCGGAACAGGUCAGCAAGAUAUUGUCGAGAUUUGAUUCGCAGCCAGACCUUGGAAUAAUAGGCCCGUGGUCACUAACAUGGACGUGGGAUACACCAGUAGAGGAGACUUACGAGAAGAAGGGGGGCAAUGCCUUUACAAUUCUCGACGGCCAGAAACAAAUGGAAGACUAUAUGAAAAGGGUGUGGGCCGACAUUUUCCAGAACAGGAGUUUUCCUGCCCGCGAUCAGUACCUCAUGGCCGCAGGUUCUAUGUAUUGGGCACGCUCCGCACCGCUAUUGGAAAAUGUGCAGUUCAGGGAUGCAGCUUCUCGAUGGAUUGAAUCAUGGACCACGAAGCCCUACAAGACUGCGUGCUCAGACGAUGUUUGUUUACAGUUAUAUGCACUGGAGCGGAUCAUGCUAACAAUGAUCCAGGCACGAUAUGGUUUUGUUGGUGCAGAGGCGCCAGACAAAUACGGCUUGGAUAAGAGUAAGCGAGCAUAUCGGCAGACAUUUCGAGAACAUGGAUGGAGCAAUGACAAGAACAGAUACGUGUGCCAGCGAUUGUCUGCGAAUCGUUGACCUUUUUAAGCUUACAUUGCGCACCCUAACAAAUCAUGUCCCCAUAAAGCCUUCCGGGGACAUGGCUUCAUGGGCCCGAGAGUUUCUGGAGGCUCUGAAGUAGCAUGACGCUACCAGAGAGCUGUCUGGGAAGUUGCUUGAGAACGUGACUGAUCGCCUUCUCGCGGCCCUCUGCGGAUCGUUUCGCACAAAGGUGCCCCAAGUGCCCUUUUGAACCGUAUGGUAGCACCCAGGGCGUGUUCCGGUUUCUCCGGACCCUGGGGCCCGAGUCUGUGACUUAGUGAUCGGCUUCAGCCGACUUUAAGGGUAGCUAUUUGGGAGAUGUUUCAGUAUCGGGAGCAUAGCUCGCGCGCCGCUGCCUUGGGCUCAAGGCACGCGCGCCCUAUUUGCCUGGACACCGCGAGUGUUCGCUAUGUGCUGGAAAGAUCAUUACAUCGAUCUUAUCCUAUCUUAUCCGCCCACCCCUCAUACUGUACUUUCACAGCUACAGCAGAGCGAUGGACGCUAUUUGCCAUCCGAUGUCCACGGUCAGCGCCUUGGAAUCGGAUGCUAUAUGACAGGCUAUAUGCCCUAUUUGAGUUACCAGGCUCACUUUCGACU
Molecule: messenger RNA, 1977 nt
Organism: Prorocentrum cordatum
Lineage: Eukaryota; Dinophyceae; Prorocentrales; Prorocentraceae
Source: the annotation of a GenBank genome assembly